Molecule: messenger RNA, 2053 nt
Organism: Diachasma alloeum
Lineage: Eukaryota; Metazoa; Arthropoda; Insecta; Hymenoptera; Braconidae
Product: group XV phospholipase A2
Exons: 6
Coding region: 242-1471 (409 amino acids)
Biological process (GO): lipid metabolic process
Source: RefSeq, a predicted model, not a curated record
UUUGUUGUGUCCGAUGCGGUGGGGAAGGGGUGGAACUGGUCGCCUGAUCCUCACGUUUAGUGCGUCAUCAGCUGAUUGGGGGGACAUGUGUUAUUGACAGUUUGUUUUUGUUUCUUGAGUAUUCGAUAGAGUUCCAUUGACGAUUGAGCAUUGUUGUGAAAAUAUUCGGGGUGAAAAGCUGUCAAGUGUUUAGUUAAUUAUUAUACGUUUAUUCAAUCGUAGCUAUUAUUGAUUUUACGCGAUGAUUAUGAAACGUGAUUUAAUUUAUCCGAUUGUUCUGGUGUGCUCGAUUAGCAGUAAUGUCGAAUCAUGGCGGUUCAGGGGGAAUCAACGGUCUCCAGUGGUUUUGGUUCCAGGAGAUGGAGGAAGCCAGGUGGAAGCAAAAUUGAAUAAACCCUCGGUAGUGCAUUAUCUCUGCGAGAAAACGUCAGCAGAAUUUUUCAACAUAUGGCUGAAUCUCGAGUUGUUAGUCCCAAUCGUCAUUGACUGUUUCAUCGACAACAUGAAACUGACGUACGACAACAAGACGAGAACAACAAGCAACUCUCCUGGAGUUGAUAUUAAUAUUCCUGGAUGGGGCGACCCAUUUAUGGUUGAGUGGCUGGACCCCAGCAAGGCGUCGCCUGGCAGCUACUUCAAGGACGUUGGGAAUAUGUUGGUCAAUGACCUGGGAUAUGUGAGGAAUUUGUCGCUGCGGGGGACCCCCUAUGAUUUCAGAAAGGCUCCAAAUGAAAAUGAGGAGUUCUUUGUCAAAUUAAAAUCUCUGAUCGAAGAAACUUACAUAAUGAACAAUAAGCAGCCAGUGACACUGAUAGCCCACAGCAUGGGUGGACCAAUGUGUCUGUUAUUCCUCCAACGUCAGAGUCAAAAGUGGAAAAACAUGUACAUUAAUAGUUUGAUAACCCUCGGCGCUGUUUGGGGCGGAUCUGUGAAGGCACUGAAAGUAUUCGCCAUUGGAGACGACUUGGGAGCUUAUCUCCUUCGUGAAAGCAUCCUGAGGAAUCAACAAAUCACUAGUCCAAGUCUGGGAUGGUUGAUUCCCUCUAAACUCUUUUGGAAGGGGUCUGAAGUGCUCGUGCAGACGGAGACGAGGAACUACACUUUAGAUAAUCUUCAGCAGUUUUUCUUGGAUAUUAACGUGCCAGAUGGUUGGGAAUUUCGAAAAGAUACUGAGAAGUAUCAGAACGAUUUCACAGCACCAGGAGUUGAAGUUCAUUGUCUUCAUGGAGCUAAUGUUGACACUGUUGAAAGACUGUACUAUAAGCCAGGAGCUUCUCUGGACAGUCGUCCCCAAUUAAUAAACGGUGAUGGCGAUGGGACAGUUAAUGCAAGGAGCCUUGAAGGUUGCCUGCACUGGAAAGCCAAGCAAAAAGCGAAGAUUUAUCACCAGGCAUUUCCCCACGUCGAUCACAUGCAGAUUCUCAGCAAUCAAACAGUCCUCGACUAUAUAAGAACCGUUCUGACUUUUUAAUAUUGAUCUCGUUACCUGAUUAGGAAUUAACGUUGAGUAAAAAAUCCUGCAUGACGAAAAAACAAGAAUGACAAGAAAAACACAAGCUAUGACAUUCAGGAUUUUAAUGAUUAAUUACGUGCGUAAGACGUAGAAUUUAAUAGCCAGAAGAAAGAAAAUAUCAUUUAGAAUGUAUGCAGCUCUUGAUUCUCAUUGCAUGAGUUGUUUUUUUAUCAAUUUUUUGUACCUCGAUGAUAAGUUAAAGUGCUCACAUAUCCACGUUCGUCUUUUAAUGAUAGAUAACAAGUCUGAUUUUGAUUUAUCUCUCCCCUUUCUCCAAUUAGUCGGGAGAAUUUAUGUAUAAAUAGUCCGGUGAUUGAUAAUGUAUUGAAAACCCUCUACUGGCAGGAAGAAUCUCACAUGGCAUCAAUAAUGUUUUCUUCAGAGUAGGUCUUGUCAUCCAUAGAAUUAAUGAUUUGCCAAAUUAAUUGUGUAAACUAAUGUACGUAAAUGAUGAUAUUUUUAUCAAGAACAAGAUUUAUUGUAAAUAACAACAGAUUAUACUGUCUUGCCCUAAAAUAAACGUGAUAUUAAAUUAAUGAA